GUGUAUUUUAUGUUUUGGAAUUUUAAUGAUAGCUUAAAAAUUUGAUUUUUAAUCAUUUUAACUGCAUACUUAUUUUUACAAUGAACUAUGUAUAAGAAUGUCAAAAAGAGAAUAUAUUUUUCAAAGCAAAAAUGUGAAAAGUUAUCCAAAUUUGAGAACAACGGUAGUUCGCAUUUAUUAAAAAAUAAUAAUUAUUUAAUAAAAGCACAAAAGAACUAUGAUAUUUAUUUGAAGAACUACAAAGAACUGCAAAGGAGUGUUGUUCAGAAAUAUAUUCCGGAUUUUGAAGAUGUGAUUUAUAAAGAUUAUGAAACAAAGUCUGAAGAAGAAGUGGAAAAAGACAAGUCAAAUCAUUCAUAUUCUGAAAAGGAUCGGGAAAACAUUUUUAACAUUCAAACUAAUAUAUCUCUGAGCCAAAAAAGUGAAACUGAUAUGUACGAGAGUAACUAUGAAUCAAAAUCUGAUACCUAUGUUGAUGUAACAGGUUCAGCUUCAACCAUUAGCAUUUUAGAAAAAAAGAAUGUUAUUCCAGUCCCUCGUCGUGAAACCUUCAGAGAACCUUAUCCAAUUCAUGUAGUUAAUCUUCAACUGAAUGUCAAAAGGACAAAAGUUGUCAAAAAACUUCCGGUAAAAGUAGUACAGAAGGGAAAUUUUUUUGAACUCACGUGGUGAAUAAAAGAAAUAGUUUUUCAGAAAAUUGUUGAAAAUUCUCUCUUUGUUAAAAAUAUUACUGUUAUACAAUUUUUUUUAAUUUUAUGGCAAAUAAAUUUAGAUUAACCUGGCAUUAGUUAAUAAAACAUUUUUCUGUUUAUUCAUUAUUUGCGUAAAGGAUAAAACUAAUUUCGCGAUGUAAUCAAACAUAGCGAAAUU
Molecule: messenger RNA, 870 nt
Organism: Stegodyphus dumicola
Lineage: Eukaryota; Metazoa; Arthropoda; Arachnida; Araneae; Eresidae
Source: RefSeq, a predicted model, not a curated record